Molecule: messenger RNA, 561 nt
Organism: Parnassius apollo (apollo)
Lineage: Eukaryota; Metazoa; Arthropoda; Insecta; Lepidoptera; Papilionidae
Source: the annotation of a GenBank genome assembly
AUGAAUCCCUUCUCUAAAGACAUCGACACAGAUAGCUUGUAUAAUAUUUCUACUGGUAAAGCGGCAUCGAUGAAUGUCGCAAAUUGGUUACUCAAUAUAAAACCAUUAGGUCUAGAACAAAAGUUCAAUUUCUUUUCCGAAUGCUUUGAAGAUUCUAAAAGAUUCGUAAGGCCAAUAAAACGUGAUAAAAUAUACAACUUUGCUUCAGACUGUGUGAAAAGAAGUGUUAAGAGUACUGUGGGAGAUAAAACAAUUAUUAAAAUGGAACGAGAUAUUUUCGGACGACUGUUAGAAAUUGCUAUCGAUCAAAAAGUCGACAUUGAGUAUUGCCUAUCAUUUCCUCUUGCACCUAUACCUCCUGCACUAUUCAGCUGCUCAGGUGACAUGCUGAAGACAGAUAAAUCUGCUUUGAGUAAACAAUUAAUGUCCAAGACUACACCAGCUAAUCCUGGACAAGUUGAUAUAGAAAUUAUUGAUGGUUUUUAUUAUAUUUAUCAAAUCGGCUCUACUUUACCACAAGCUUUUGGAAAGCUAGCUGAAUCAAUAUUAAUGAAGUUUUGA